AUGGUUCAAAUCAGCGAAGUCCGCGGCAACAGCCGCGACCAUCGCACAGCGGCGCACACCCACAUCAAGGGCCUAGGUCUCAACUCGGCGGGUAUCGCUGAGAAGCAGGCUGCUGGCUUUGUUGGACAAAACUCGGCGCGCGAGGCAUGCGGCGUUGUCGUCGACCUCAUUCGAGCGCACAAGAUGGCCGGCCGUGGCGUCCUCCUCGCCGGCGGUCCAGGCACAGGCAAGACAGCCCUCGCCCUCGCCAUCAGCCAAGAGCUCGGCACCAAGAUUCCCUUUUGCCCCAUCACCGGCAGCGAAAUCUACUCGACCGAAGUGAAGAAGACCGAAGUCUUGAUGGAGAACUUUCGGCGGGCAAUCGGGCUCAAGGUCCGCGAGACCAAGGAUGUGUACGAGGGCGAGGUCACAGAACUCACACCAGAAGAGGCGGAAAACCCCUUGGGCGGAUACGGCAAGACUAUUAGUACUCUGCUCAUCGGGCUCAAGAGCGCGCGAGGACAAAAAAAGUUGAGACUGGACCCCAGCAUCUACGAGGCUAUUCAGAAGGAGAGAGUUACUGUGGGUGAUGUGAUUUACAUCGAGACGAAUACCGGUGCGUGCAAGAGGGUGGGGAGGUCGGAUGCGUAUGCGACUGAAUUCGAUCUGGAGGCGGAGGAGUAUGUGCCCAUCCCCAAGGGUGAGGUACACAAGAAGAAGGAGAUCGUGCAGGACGUGAGCCUGCACGAUUUGGAUGUGGCCAACGCUAGACCGCAGGGGGGCCAGGACAUUAUGAGCAUGAUGGGCCAGCUGAUGAAGCCAAAGAUGACGGAGAUUACGGAUAAGCUGAGGGGCGAGAUCAACAAGGUGGUGAGCAAGUAUAUCAACCAGGGUGUGGCGGAGCUGGUGCCGGGUGUGCUGUUCAUAGAUGAGGCGCACAUGCUCGAUGUUGAGUGCUUUACCUACCUUAACAAAGCGUUGGAGUCCCCUAUUUCUCCAAUUGUGGUCCUGGCUUCGAACCGGGGUGUCACCACCAUUCGUGGGGCUGACGACCUGGUAGCUGCCCAUGGUAUCCCCCCUGACUUUUUGUCUCGCCUCCUCAUCAUUCCCACCCAUCCGUAUGAGCCCGAGGAGAUCAAGAGAAUCGUACGGAUUCGGUCAACCACCGAGGGCGUGCAGCUCACAGACGCCGCUGUCGACAAGAUUGCGGAGCAUGGUGUGCGUAUCAGUCUUCGUUACUGCCUCCAACUAUUGGCUCCAGCCAGUAUUCUUGCUCGGGUCAAUGGCCGCUCUCAGAUUGAUGUUCAGGAUGUUGCAGAGUGCGAGGACUUGUUCCUUGAUGCCAGACGUAGCGCCCAGGUGCUGGCCAGCGAGUCGGGCCGGGGUUUCAUUUCAUAA
Messenger RNA from Podospora anserina S mat+, 1377 nucleotides. RefSeq lists its product as uncharacterized. Bases 1 to 1377 code for a protein of 458 amino acids. Gene Ontology annotation, cellular component: Ino80 complex; R2TP complex; Swr1 complex. The transcript is spliced from 4 exons. The record is from RefSeq and is a predicted model, not a curated record. Gene Ontology annotation, molecular function: ATP binding; ATP hydrolysis activity; DNA helicase activity. Lineage: Eukaryota; Fungi; Ascomycota; Sordariomycetes; Sordariales; Podosporaceae. Gene Ontology annotation, biological process: regulation of transcription by RNA polymerase II; box C/D snoRNP assembly; chromatin remodeling.